AUUUGUCUUUCUGUUUCUCUUUCUGCUCCUUUGUCCAAAAAUAAAAGACACACAUCCAUAGAAAGGAUACUUAAUGCUUUUCCCGACAUCCGGAGAGCACACAGGACACGGACUGUAACGUCACCUUGUUGUUAUUAUUAAAUCUCUGCUUGUGAUUUCCGCAUUGAAGGUGGAGACUUCAGAGUGGGACAGGCCUGUUGUGUUACGUUACGGGAAGUUGCUCAAUCUCGGAAAAACACAUUUUACCAAACUGUGAGAAAAACAGCCGUUCCUGCUCUCACAGGUGUAUUAAAUGGCGAGAAAUUAACGCUCAUUGCGGCGCUGUUAUUCGUAAACCAUGAAAGUAUAUCUGACAGAUUCAAACACAGGUCGUGUCAGUAUUUUUGUCGCAGAAUGAACAACUCAGUAACUUCCGCUACUUACAUCCGUAACCUCAGGUAUAGUUCACUUCGUAAGUUGUCCGACUUUUUGGACCCUCAAGACAGGUGGAGAGAACUUAUUGGCUCCAUACGGAAGCCGAGUGGGGAGUGGAGGUACUCUCAGCAUCAUGUGAGGAGAUUUGAAGGCCUUGUUGCACAGGGUAAAAGUCCCACAGUGGAGCUGCUAACAGACUGGGGGACCACCAACAGCACAGUGGGUGAACUGGUGGACAUCUUGAAGAGUCACAAGUUACUGGCUGCUGCUAGUGUCCUGCUCCCUGUGGAAGAGGCCGUCUUACAAGAGCAACAGCCUGCCUGUCCAGCAGUAGCAAAUUACAACAAUCUUCCAACUAGACCUCUGGAAGAGACAGAGCACAUAACAGAGCACACACCAACACCUGACAGCUCUGAUCUGCAGCCACAGACUGCAGUGGAGAGCUGUGAACCAGGCCACACAGGUUUCUCCAGUUUUUUGUACAAUGAGCUGAUGCAGAUUACAGGCAACUUUGAUGACCGGCCCAUAUCAGACGGUGGCAGAAGACUCGGAGAGGGAGGCUUUGGCACUGUGUACAAAGGCGUCCUUAAUGACAAGCCUGUUGCAGUGAAAAAGCUCAAUCCAAUGGAUGACCUGUCCCUGGACGAGCUGCGAGUUCAGUUCAACCAAGAGAUUGAAACUCUGAAAGUGCUGAAACAUGAAAACUUGGUUGACAUGGUUGGAUUUUCCUGUGAUGGCCAGCACCCAUGCUUGGUGUAUGCCCUUAUGGCCAAUGGUUCUUUGCUAGACCGACUAUCUUGCUCGGAGGAAAGUCUACCAUUGUCCUGGCGACAGAGGUCCUUGAUAGCUGAAGGGGCAGCGAGAGGCUUAGAGUACCUGCACAGCAACCAUCACGUCCACAGAGAUGUUAAAAGUGCAAAUAUCCUCUUAGAUGAAACGUUUGUGGCAAAGAUAUCAGACUUUGGGCUGACGAGAGCUUCGGCCAAGAAGACGUCAACAACCAUGAUGACAGAGAGGAUUGUGGGUACCCGUGCAUACAUGGCACCUGAGGCGUUAAGAGGAGAGAUCACACCAAAAUCUGAUGUCUUCAGCUUUGGAGUGGUGUUGUUAGAAAUAUUGUCUGGACUCUCGCCAGCCGAUGAAAACCGCGAGCCACAGUUCUUGAUGGAGAUGAGGUACGAUAUAGAUGAUGAAGACGAGGAGCUGACAUUUGAGGACUUUCUGGACAAAAAGAUGAGGGACUGGGAGCUGAGCCAGGUGGAGAGCGUCUACUCUUUGGCCUGUAAUUGCCUCCAUGACAGGAAAAACAGACGGCCAGUAAUCAAACAGGUCCUGUUGGAGCUUAAAGGAGUCGUCAAAAGCGAAGUAUAGCAUUUCAGAAAAGAUUUCUGAGCCUGCUCCAGUCACGGUGCACUUACAAAUUAAAUUCUGCAUCUUUUUUUGUAACAAUAUACAUUUUUUUUAUUAUUCACUAUAAUUAUAGAGAUUUUUAAGAUGGAAGCUUAGUUUUUACAGUUUUUCUACAGCAUUUUUUGUUCUUCCCAGUGUUUGACAUGUAUUUAUUGUAAAA
Molecule: messenger RNA, 1984 nt
Organism: Centropristis striata (black sea bass)
Lineage: Eukaryota; Metazoa; Chordata; Actinopteri; Perciformes; Serranidae
Gene: irak4
Product: interleukin-1 receptor-associated kinase 4
Exons: 11
Coding region: 394-1785 (463 amino acids)
Biological process (GO): protein phosphorylation; signal transduction
Molecular function (GO): protein serine/threonine kinase activity; magnesium ion binding; protein binding
Source: RefSeq, a predicted model, not a curated record